This is a messenger RNA of Nelumbo nucifera (sacred lotus), 683 nucleotides long. RefSeq names its product cypmaclein-like. Lineage: Eukaryota; Viridiplantae; Streptophyta; Magnoliopsida; Proteales; Nelumbonaceae. The record is from RefSeq and is a predicted model, not a curated record.
CCAAAACGUCUGCUACUAGUGUGCUUCAGCUUUUAUUCUCUCUGCUUCUGGAUCACCAAAAAUGGCGUUACGUGUGCUUCUAGUGGUGGUGGUUCUGCUCAUCUGCGUCGCCGAGGUUCCGUCGAACGUUGCCAUAGAAGGUGAAGUGAACUAUCUUAACCAGGUUAUUUUUCCUGGAGGGAACAGGAGGCUUAUGCAGUCCAUCGAUUGUGAUGGGUUGUGCAAGGUGCGAUGUGGUCUACACUCAAGGCCGAAUGUUUGCACAAGAGCAUGUGGGACUUGCUGCAAGAGGUGCAAAUGUGUUCCUCCGGGCACUUACGGAAACAGGGAGAUGUGUGGAAGCUGCUACACGGACAUGAAGACUCACGGCAACCGGACUAAGUGCCCAUGAGCGGUUGAGCCAAGCCUAUGACAAAAAUGGCCAAACAGAAAUAGCAUACUGAAAUCACAUAAAGAUACUCUCUCUCUCUCUGUUCAUACCGUGUAGACAAGUCUUCUUUCUUUUUAGUCUGUCAUCGGACAAAAUUUCCUUUUUCUGCCUUGUUGUUAUGGUAGUAGUAAUUGGUGUACUUGUAGUGAUUACAUAUGGAGUUUUUUUUUGGAUUAAGUAGUGAUAAUGAGUACGGGUUUGUGUAUAAUAUAUAUGUGGUUAUGCAUAAGCGUGCUUUACUGCCUUUAAUUAA